Molecule: messenger RNA, 1526 nt
Organism: Cavia porcellus (domestic guinea pig)
Lineage: Eukaryota; Metazoa; Chordata; Mammalia; Rodentia; Caviidae
Gene: Atp1b3
Product: ATPase Na+/K+ transporting subunit beta 3
Exons: 8
Coding region: 368-1036 (222 amino acids)
Biological process (GO): sodium ion export across plasma membrane; potassium ion import across plasma membrane; intracellular potassium ion homeostasis
Cellular component (GO): sodium:potassium-exchanging ATPase complex
Molecular function (GO): ATPase activator activity
Source: RefSeq, a predicted model, not a curated record
CCUUCCACCGCUGUAGCCGAGCUGCGCCGCUACCGCCGGGACGCUCCUCCGCGCACCUUGUCGUCCACACGCCCACCAUGACGAAGAGUGAGAAGAAGUCUUUGAACGAGAGCCUGGCCCAGUGGAAGCUCUUCUUGUACAAUCCGACCACCCGAGAGUUCCUGGGGCGCACCGCCAAGAGCUGGGGUCCAUGAAGUGCCAUAUUCUCAGUCAGCUGCUCCUAUGCUGGGUCAUGCCUCAGUAAACGUUCUGCUCUGGAGAUCUGACUCCAUCCCAUCUUGAGUGUCUUAACUAUAGGGGAGAAGGUUUGAUCUUGCUCUUCUACCUAGUGUUUUAUGGGUUCCUGGCUGCACUCUUCACAUUCACAAUGUGGGCUAUGCUUCAGACUCUGAAUGAUGAGAUUCCAAAAUACCGUGACCAGAUUCCUAGUCCAGGACUCAUGGUUUUCCCAAAACCAGUGACUGCAUUGGAAUAUACAUUUAGUGUGUCUGAUCCAAGUUCCUAUGAAGGGUACAUAAAAGACCUUAAGAAGUUUCUAAAGUCAUAUUCUUUAGACGAGCAGAAGAAUCUCAACAAGUGUACUGAUGGAGUGCUUUUUGAACAGACGGGUCCAGUGUAUGCUGCAUGUCAGUUUCCUGACUCCUUACUUGAAGCGUGCAGUGGUACAGACGAUCCUGACUUUGGCUAUUCCCAAGGACAACCUUGUGUUCUUGUGAAAAUGAAUAGAAUCAUUGGAUUAAAGCCUGAAGGGUCACCAAGGAUAGACUGUAUUUCAAAGGAUGAAAACACAGCGAUGGUAUCAACUUAUCCUAAUCAAGGAGUUAUAGACUUAAAGUAUUUUCCAUAUUAUGGAAAGAAACUGCAUGUGGGCUAUCUACAGCCACUGGUGGCUGUCCAGGUCUCCUUUGGAUCUAACAGUACCAAGAAAGAAGUAACGGUAGAGUGCAAAAUUGAGGGAUCGAAGAACCUAAGAAACGAGGACGAUCGAGACAAGUUUUUGGGAAGAGUUGCAUUCAAAAUCACAGCACGCGCGUAGUCUUGAGUAGGAGGUCUCCGCAGAAUAAAUGUUGUGUUGUCUGUCUUCAGUGUGUGUCUGCCGGACCUGCCGUUCUAGAAUUCUGAGACUGCCUAGGGAAAGUGGGCUGCCCGGCCCGGUAACGGCGCAGUGCCUUCCAGAUCACAGUGUUCCGUGUCCUCUGAAAUAACUGCCUGCUGCCUCUGCUGCCCUUGAACCAGUGUCCAGUCGCCAGAUAGGCACCGUGAACACCUGGUUCCCAGCGUGUGGGGUGGGGUCUUGUCCUCUUUUAUAAUGUGGUUUAAUUGCCGAGUGUCUAAAGCUUACUGUGCUGUGCAAUGUAAAUAUUUUAUGGAUUUAACACUGGUUAACUCAUGUUUGAUGCCAAUAAAGUUGUAGGGGUUAAAUGGUACCUGGCCCACAUUAAGGGACUUACGGCUGCGAGAAAUGUGUGUGGAGAAGCUCUGUAUGUGAAGAAGAAAAAAGAAUAAAAGUGGAUCUGAAAGUGUUA